CCACGAUCCUCUGCGGCAUCAUCCAUGCGCCGCAGUCAAUCAGCUGUUGAGGCAACUGCUGACUUCCUCGGAACAAGGGUUGCUCGUUUGUCAUUUCUAAACCUUGACGAGGAAAAACAGAAAUAUAUUCACUCUCCGAGUCCCCAAAGGGUGAACAAUCAAGCUCUUCAAAACAUGCAGGAUGAUUUACUGAUGGACAAAAACGCAGCCCAGGCUCACCAUCAGCAAGGUCCGACGCAAAUAGACCCUCCUCCUUCCUCCAGUACCCCCCCGACCUCGUCAUUGGAGCCCUCGUCCUCAUCAUCGGGGUCUGAGAGUCCGUCGACCGGGAACAGCAGCACGGCGGACAAAGUGUCGAUGGAGUCCCCAAUCCUGCCAGGGCUGAACUUCCACCAGCAGCCACAGGAGACCGAUCCUAUUUCCUCCCCGCCCUCCUCCUUCGGGAGCACUUGGUCCACUGGGAACACCAACGUCGUGGACGAAAGCUUUUUCCAGGGAAUACCCUCCGCGAACGGGACGAUGCUGUUCCAGAAUUUCCCCCACCACGUCAACACGGUCUUCGGUGGUAAUUUCUCCCCGCAGAUGGGACUCGCCCCUCAGUCUCAACAGCAUCAACAACCGGCGCAGCAGCAGCCUCAGCAGAGAAGAUCACCCCUCAGCCCCAACCAAGGCCCCUUCCUCCAGAGAAACGCUUAUCAGACCAUCAUGAACGCAGCUAAAGGGUCUUCUUCUUCUUCUUCAGUAUCGUCACCGGCAUGGAAUAACCACCAAAACAUGGGGUGGAGCACCGGCUCCAACCACCCUUGGAGUGGUUUACAGGCAGGCAGGGACCCACGCAGAGCAGGGGGUGUUGGAGUCCCCUCUCCCGUGAGCCCAAUUUCCCCCGUGAAAAAAAAUUACGGCAGCAAUGUUAUUGCACCGCCAAGAUUUCCAAGAUCUGGUCCCCUCGCUCCCAAAGCCUGGAAUGAGGACGGUGCCUUCAGGACUGAAAGCAAUAUUCUACCUAUACAGGACGCAUUUAACUUUCACUCUUUGGGGAAUGCCUUUAUGGAUGCGAUAAGGGCUGACCAUGACAAAGGACGUAUAGGCCUUAACUUCCAUCGUCCUGGAGCCGAACACAUAAUGCCACUGAACAGUCGUUCCUACCUUUUUCCCUUCGAAGAUGCUUUCCUUGACAAUGGCCACGGUGAGCUCUCUUUGACCCCAGGCCUCAACUCUCCAACCCGUUGUCAGAACGGAGAGAGGAUGGAGCGCUACUCCCGCAAGGUUUUUGUCGGAGGCCUGCCCCCAGACAUAGACGAAGAUGAGAUCACCAAUAGUUUCCGUCGCUAUGGACACCUGGUGGUGGACUGGCCCCACAAAGCUGAGAGCAAAUCCUACUUCCCGCCGAAAGGUUACGCCUUCCUGCUGUUCCAAGAGGAGACCUCUGUUCAGGCAUUGAUUGAUGCCUGUAUUGAGGAGGACGGCAAACUCUACCUGUGUGUAUCCAGUCCCACUAUCAAAGACAAACCGGUCCAGAUCCGUCCAUGGAACCUGAGUGACAGCGACUUCGUCAUGGAUGGCUCCCAACCUUUGGACCCCCGCAAGACCAUCUUUGUAGGGGGAGUGCCCCGUCCUCUACGUGCAGUGGAGCUUGCUAUGAUCAUGGAUCGGUUGUACGGAGGCGUUUGCUACGCUGGCAUCGACACCGACCCGGAGCUCAAGUAUCCAAAAGGGGCCGGCCGCGUAGCCUUCUCCAAUCAGCAGAGCUACAUCGCCGCCAUCAGCGCUCGCUUCGUUCAGCUGCAGCACAAUGACAUUGACAAAAGGGUGGAGGUGAAGCCGUAUGUGCUUGACGAUCAGAUGUGUGAUGAAUGUCAGGGGGCGCGCUGCGGGGGCAAGUUCGCCCCCUUCUUCUGUGCCAACGUCACAUGUUUGCAGUACUACUGCGAGUACUGCUGGGCCAGCAUUCACUCGCGAGCCGGCCGAGAAUUCCACAAGCCGCUCGUGAAGGAAGGAGGCGACCGUCCUCGACACGUGUCCUUCCGCUGGAGCUGAGUAGUGUGUCUGCCUGACCAUCCCCAGAUACAUAAAAAAAAAAAAAAAAUAGUCCUUCUAUCCGUGAGCAGAGCAUGACAAAUAACACAAAGCAUCCCAUCUUCACACCCUCAGGCCCAACUCUUUGUAUUGCCAUCUAAUGAAGCAUUGUGAAACGUGAAAGCUUUGAAUUUGCACUUUGGCAUACCACACAUGCACGCACACAGACACACAGGAUGUAACUUCACACACUUGACUACUUUCAGCUCACUCUCUUCUUUGACGAAGUGACGAGGUCCUGCUGACCCCCUCCCCCACCCCACCCUCCAUAGCCACGUGGAAGUGGGCCCAUAUGAAUAUUUAAAAGAAAAAAAAAGCUAUUUUUAGUUUUCUACCUAUCUAAUCAUGUGGAUUAUUUUUAAUUUAAUGUAAAAAGAGCAUGCACUUAUUUUCAAACACACACACACAGCCAUACAUUACACACAUGUAUACAUGGAUGUACUAUAAAUAUACACAGUAGGUCCUUAGAGAAAACGAGUCACCAAAGUGUAGUCAAACUGGGCAAAAUAAGAAACAUUGCAAAAUAAGGGCCCUGUAAUGCCUUGAAAAGAUGAAAACAACAUUAUAAUCAAUCAAUGAAUCCAUAAUCGUAAAUAUUAAUACCUCAUACACACAACCAGAUUAGUUCACUGUUGAUUUCUAGCGUUAUUCUUCUAAAUGUAUUGCUGCUGAAUUUUAUGGUCAGAUACCAGACGUACAAAGUGCAAAGAGAACACAUCCACGGUGCAUUCUUGACAAAAAAAAGAUGGCUGCCAUUGAAGCGCAUGUUUAUUUCAGGUAGCUGCAUGCUAUUGACUUUUUAAUACUGCCCAUGUUUGCACAGCACACUACAGAUUCAUCAAGAGGCAGUGAAGAUUCAAAGCAUCUCGAUGCAACCUUAGUAUCACAAAUCCAAUUCAGUGUAAAAUAAUAUGACAAACCAUCUCUGAUAGGUGAAGUUUUUUUUUUUUUUUUGCAGUGAUUGUUAUAAUUGUGCAAUUUUUCUACCGUAUCGAGUUAGGUCAGAGUAUGCCUAGAACUGUGAUUCGCUUUAGCUGUUGUUCAUGUCCAACAUUGUGAGUGAACUUUGGAUAAAAAGGACAGCAACAAUGUUGGAUCCUAUUGAGACGUCCCAUAAGUCAACCAAAGAGUUUCUGACUCGAUGACAGUCAGCUUAGCAGCUGUUGUCCUCCCUCCCACAAGGGAGCGCUGCGGUGUGUAGUGGAUUCAGUGAUAAGGAAAAACAGAAAUGAAGCUACUGGAUGCCACAUGUUCUCGACACAUUGGUAGAAGUAAUACAGAUGUGCAAAUUAGGGGUAUGACACUAUUUACCCCCCCCCCCCCAUUUAUUUUGUCCUGCAAAGCUUGAAGUAACCAACCUGCUAACAGUCUAUUUGUGUUUUGUAUGAAAAGUUUAUGGAGUGCAGUGAUGGCAAAUUACCUGUAGUUUUUGUUUCUUUGUUUUUGUUUUGAGCAUUUUUGUGGACAAUCCAUAGCCUGUAAGGUUCUUGCGAGGUCACGCGUGUCCACUUUUGAUUUUUCGUUGGGGUCCUUGAUUGCGCCAUGCCUCGAAGCUCAUCAUCUCUUUUAGUCACAAUCUGUUUGUUUUCGUAUGUUUUGUGCUGUCCACGAAAAAAAAAGAUAUAUUUUUACUGAUGAAAAGAAGACGAAAAGAAACUAGAGGUUGACCAUCAGUCGUGUAUUCCUGCGAAAGUGAAUUUAAUGACAAUUUCUUCCCUGCAAAAGUGAUUUUUGUGAUAAUUUCUUCCCACCCAGGCAGGUUUUUUGAGUUUGUUUCUCCUCUGCAGAAUAGGUUUUUGUUAUGCACUACUCUUUGUAUUGUUUUCAAGUGUCCGCACUUGUUUUUGUUAAACAAGAAAAAAAAAGACGAUAUAAGUUUUCUUUCUGACUGACAAGAUCUUUUGCAAUACCUCACUUUUGAAAUGUAAUAGGAGACAAACUGAUAUUUUCUAAGUUCAGAUGAAAAAUUAUAUAUAUAUGAAUUUAAUUCUUAAAGAGAAAUUAUUUAACAGAUGGUUGCUUUUUUAUUUGCUUUUAUUUAAAAAAAUAUAUUUUUGGGAGAAGACGGUUGAAGGAGUUAAAACUACAACCAAUAUAAUAUUGCGUCUGUGUGAGAGAGUACAGCCUAGUUUUGUGGUCACGUCUGAAAUAUUAAGGAAAAAAAAAAAACGUGUCCCCACUUUUUGUAUCUUUAUAAUCACUUAUUUAGUACUCUGCUGUCCACAGUUGUAAAAGAGGUUUUCUGUUUGCUUUUUUGAAUACGUUUAUUUUUAAAGUUUUUCUAAAAUACAUGUUCCAAUUGUUUUUGUAUUUCAGAUUAAAAAAAAAAUCCUGAUAUGUUAGCUUGGCCUCAUUGAAAACGUGAUGGUUGUAUGAAAAAGCAUGCUAUGUUAACAUCAAGCAGACAACUUGUCUGAAAGCCCCCAAGGUGCAUCAAGACUGGUGGCCUUUUGCUCAUGCAACACUUGAAUUUGUCCCAAUUUUUUUUCCACCCUUCCAAAGCUAAGAACCUCUUUGUUGUUACGUGCAAUACUGUUUGUACUAUUUGUAAAAAAAAAAGACCAAAAAAAAAAUACAAAAAAUGUGGCAUAAAUCUUUACUGCAAAAUUAUUUUAAUUGUGAUUCACAAGAAUAAUUUUCUACUGUGUAUUUACCUACUACCUGCUAGUACCUUUCAGUAGUAUGUAGCCUUUGUACUGAGAACAUUAUUGCUAUUUUCAGUUUUCAUUUCAUUUUACAUAAUUUUUUUGGAAGAAAAAAAAUGACUUAACAUAUUUCCAUGUCUAUUUUAUAUUUUUGCCUUCACUGGUUUAUUUUUCAACCCAUAAGAUUUCUUGGGUGAGGCGUUCAUAUCUGGUCAAUGUCAUUUAUAUUAUAUUCAUUUGUAUUUUUACUUAAUAAAUUAAUUUUGCGAUGGUAAUUAUUUCAAAUCUAUUUGAAUUAUUCUCACUUUUUUUUAUUUUUGAAGCUGGAUUUAAAAAGAAAAUUAUGUCACGUGUGUCUGGAUGCUAAAAUGCUUAGCUCUGUGUGUUAAUGUGAACAUUAUUUUGAUAGAAAUGGGCCUACAAAUUGGCAAAUAAAAUUAAAAAAAAAGCUGAAUUUACCAUACACACUACUUGUAUAUCCUGUAGCAGCAUGGCACACUUAACACAAGCACUCAAGCCGCUUCCCAAUCACCAAUUAGAUCACAUCUCCUUUGUCUAGUGUGACUGUGUGUGCAUAAAUAUAGUGCUUAAGUGCAUAUUAUACAGUAUUUGUAUUUGAUCUCGGUUGGGCAGUGAUUCAACCAGGGUGCUGCAACACACUGUAGCGUGUCACAAGGGAUGCUGUAGGUGAUAAUCUCAUUUGGCUCAAAAUUAUCAAUGACAAAUUAUCUGUGUACAUCUAUGUCAUCGACAGGCAAAAGCUACUAUGAACCUGUGUAUCUAUCUACGUGCUACCAUUAAGAAUAAUGACUUUCUGCGAGUGCGUAUUAAACAAGGCCAGAUUUCUCACUAAAUAAAUUAGUCAACUGAGAUGAAAUCAUUUCAAGCUAUAUUUCAUACUUUGUAAUAUUUUUGUUUGGUUUGUGAUUUUCCUAUGUAAAAUGGGUGCCUUGACUCAAUAAAGGUUGGGAGACACUGA
This is a messenger RNA of Syngnathus typhle (broad-nosed pipefish), 5700 nucleotides long. RefSeq names its product cytoplasmic polyadenylation element binding protein 3 (gene cpeb3). The record is from RefSeq and is a predicted model, not a curated record. The coding region runs from base 25 to 2037 and encodes 670 amino acids. NCBI's taxonomy places the organism in Eukaryota, Metazoa, Chordata, Actinopteri, Syngnathiformes, Syngnathidae. Gene Ontology annotation, biological process: negative regulation of cytoplasmic translation. The transcript is spliced from 10 exons. Gene Ontology annotation, cellular component: cytoplasm; nucleus; synapse. Gene Ontology annotation, molecular function: mRNA regulatory element binding translation repressor activity; ribosome binding; mRNA 3'-UTR binding.